Messenger RNA from Nicrophorus vespilloides, 2412 nucleotides. RefSeq names its product periostin. The record is from RefSeq and is a predicted model, not a curated record. Gene Ontology annotation, molecular function: cell adhesion molecule binding. The transcript is spliced from 10 exons. Bases 88 to 2334 code for a protein of 748 amino acids. Lineage: Eukaryota; Metazoa; Arthropoda; Insecta; Coleoptera; Silphidae. Gene Ontology annotation, cellular component: extracellular matrix. Gene Ontology annotation, biological process: extracellular matrix organization; cell adhesion.
CACUACGUCUGGCUCAGACAGUUUUGACUUAGUCUUCGAGUGUGCACAAUUUAACAGCUAAGCCCAAGUGAUUAUUGUUCUUGUAAAAUGUUGAGAUUUUCGGUGUUUGCGGUGCUUUUUGUCACUGCUACAUGCAACUAUGGAGAUCAUGUUCAUUGGAAUUGGAACAGUGACGACUUUUCUGGGAGGUCGGAUGAAAGUAGGGAACCUCUGAGUCCAGAUUUUCAGGAUCCGGCGACGUUGGACUCCAAUCCUCUACCUGGAGGCGUCGUGGACAUUGACGCAAACAGACCUAACUUUCCAUUCGCCCCAUUCAAUGGACAAUUCGGCUUAGGUUUGGGAAAUACUGAUGGAAAUCAGUUCUUGGGAAUCGGAGGAUACUUCAACUUCGCACCUAGCCAACCUUGGUGGAAAGGAGAGAACGUUUGCGUGGAGCGCAUCGAAACGACCGAUGAUGAUGAUAACACGGACGAGGGUAAAAAGAACACAACAGAAGAAAGGUCUUUCGUUUCAACACUCACCAGAUACAGCUGUGUUUCUACCGAUCACAAGCACGAAUGUAUUACAAAAUUGAACAAUCAUGGCAGUUUGAAAACUUUAAUUGUUCGUUACAAAUGCUGCCAUGGAUAUGGCAAGAGAUAUGGCUCAAAUGGAUGCAAUAUGAAAAUGGAUUUGAAAUCACUUAACGAGACUUUGGUUGAACUCAAGGGAAAUGUUUUCAAAGAUCUUUUGGACGACUCUGACUACUACGAAAGCUCCAAUUAUACUAUUUUCAUGCCCAACGAUGAUACUAUUGGAUCUUUCGAAGAGGAACAAAAUAGCGUUACUCAUCAGCCUGAAUCAAAGAGCAUCAAAGGAAAUGAUUUGGCUAAAAGUCACAUUGUUAAAGGCUUGUACAAUAUUCACGAUUUAGAAAACGAAGAGCUUUUGGAAACUGAAUACCAAGACACAAAGAUCAGAAUUAAUCAAUAUUAUGGUAUGACUUGGGCGAAUUGCAUCAAAGUGUCGAAAGCUAACAACAUGGGAAAGAACUCUAUCGUUCAUAUCAUCGACGAGGUGAUGAAACCAGUAACAAAAAGCGUCACCGAAAUAAUCGAAAAUAAUCCAAAUCUCUCAUCAUUCUGGAAAAUGAUGGAAUCUGUAAAUGUUACUAAAUACAUCAGGGAAGAUGGACACUACACAAUCUUUGCACCAACAAAUGAAGCUUUCGAUAAAUUGAAAGACAAAGAUAUGUUGGUGAAUGGAAACGCGUGCGCUAGAAAUGUCCUGAGGCACCAUAUGAUCAGAAACACGAUUUGUUCGAGUUUCAUUAUCGAAAAUGCCACUGCCGUAAAUUUGGAUGGAAAUAACUUGUUGAUACAGAGGAGCGCCUGGGGACUUUCUUUGGAAAAGAUCGCAAAGAUCGUGAAGACCGAUAUUAUGGGUACAAAUGGAGUAAUUCAUUUGAUCGAUGUCGUCUUGAUUCCAGAAAACGCAUUAUACGCAAACGAAGCUCUGAAACGCAACAACUACACGAAAUUCCAGGAAUUGAUUGCAAAGGCCGGGUAUGAUACGGAAAUUGAUAAAGCCACAAACAUCACCAUUUUUGCAUUGAGCGACGAGACUCUUGCUAAACCGGAGUCGAAAAAAAUUCUGGAUGAAAUAAAGGACGAUCAAGAUAAAUUACGCGCAUUCAUCGAUUAUCACAUCGUCGAUGGAAAAUUGACUAUCGACAAUCUCGGCAAUGACGUGAUGUUGAACACUAAACUGAAGGACUCUUCUCUGAGAUUAAACUUAUAUUCAACUGUAAGUGCUCGCGUACGCUUGAACAGCAUCGAAUCCUGCAGCUCGGUGAUCCACGAAGUCAAGAGACCGCUGGUACCGGCCACGAAAACCAUUUUGGAAAUCCUGAAAGACGAUGGAAACUACUCGCAUCUUUUAUCCAUAAUUAACGGAACCGAAAUCGAGGAAAUUCUUUCGGACACCAACAGAUCCAUCACAUUGGUGGCACCUGACGAUAGCGCUUUCGAAAGCAUCGCCAAAGCGGAUAUGACCACUUUGUUGGAAGAUCAACAGAAGGCUGUUCAAAUUAUGAAAGAUCACAUUUUGACUGAGGUUCUUUGCUGUGACGGAAUCGGUUUCCCGCAUUUAGGAUUCAAUUCGUUCGUGCCGACUUUGGGUUCAUCUCAGCAGAAGAUCAGCAACAACGGAAACCAUAUUCGCAUCGGCAGCAGAGGUUUCGUGAAGAAAUGCGAUGAUCUGGCUGUGAACGGCGUGGUGCAGACCAUCAAUGCCGUUUUGUAUCCGCAACGUUACUCGCACGCAACGUUGGGAUCCUACUUCUUUAACUUAUAAAUUAAGAACGAAUUUUAACGAGAACUGAAUCAAUAUUAAUUAAGUGUUAAAUUAUAUAAGCAAGGCUCAGUGAAUCUU